AUGAACUCGGUUUGCUCACACUGUAAGGCAUUAAAAUACAAAAACGAAGCCAAUGGAUUGUGUUGCGCAAAUGGUAAAGUGAAAUUGAUACCAUUGGAUCCACCACCAGAACCAUUGUACUCAUUGGUUUCAGGAAUAGGAACAGAUUCUAUACACUUUUUGACAAAUAUCCAACAAUAUAACAAUUGCUUUCAAAUGACUUCAUUUGGGGCAACAAAUGUAGUUCGGGAAAAUUUUAUGCCAACUUUCAAGAUACAAGGGCAAAUAUAUCACAGAGCAGGUUCACUGUUACCAGUGUCAGAUAGCGACAACAAAUUCCUGCAAAUUUAUUUUAUGGGCAAUUCACCACAAGAAAUUGAUCUGCCACAAUCAAUUGAUUAUAUUGUUUUUAAAACUGCCCUGGAUCUGAUGCCAUCCGAUAAUCACAAAAUUGUAAUCAGAGCUGAUAAAACACCUGCAGGUCAACAUACAAGACGUUUUAAUGCACCAACUAUUGAUGAAGUUGCUAUCGUUGUAGUUGGAGAAAACUUGGAAUCCCGUGAUAUUGUUUUACGUCGUCGGAAUGAUCAAUUACAACGUAUAAAGGAAACACACCGCUCAUAUGAUGCACUGCAAUAUCCCAUUAUAUUUUGGCAAGGUGAAGAUGGCUACGAUUUCUCAAUAAAAAUGAUAAAUCCCAUUGCAGGUUCUGAAACCAACAAAAAUGUCAGUUCAAUGAACUAUUAUUCAUACCGCCUAAUGAUUCGGGAAAAUGAAGAUAAUCACAUAUUGAAAUGUCGGCGAUUAUAUCACAAAUAUGUUGUUGACAUGUAUGUUAAAAUUGAAACGGAAAGAUUAACAUUCAUCAGGUUGAAUCAAACCAAACUCCGAUCUGAAGAGUAUAUUCACCUUCGAGAUGCGAUUAAUACUGAUGGAAAUGCACAGAAUGUCGGUCGGAUGACUAUUCUUCCAGCAACAUACAUCGGAAGCCCUCGGCAUAUGCACGAAUAUGCUCAAGAUGCCAUGUCGUAUGUUCGUCAUUAUGGUACAGCAGAUUUGUUCAUCACAUUUACAUGCAAUCCGCAAUGGAUAGAAAUCAAUCAGGAGUUAUUCUCUGGGCAAUCACCCAUUGAUCGUCAUGAUAUUACAGCCAGCGUCUUUAGACAAAAGUUGAAAUCUUUAAUGGAUUUCAUCGUAAAACAUAAUGUGUUUGUGUGA
Aphis gossypii (cotton aphid) is the source of this 1197-nucleotide messenger RNA. RefSeq lists its product as uncharacterized. The record is from RefSeq and is a predicted model, not a curated record. Lineage: Eukaryota; Metazoa; Arthropoda; Insecta; Hemiptera; Aphididae. The transcript has 4 exons. The coding region runs from base 1 to 1197 and encodes 398 amino acids.